AUGUCAUACACUGAGCUCGAACAUGGCUAUCAAGGGUUGCGGCAAGCUACUCAGCCCCAAUUUUAUGUCGGAGAUGACGGAAAUCUUGUACCGAUAAGAUCAUCAGGCGAGUUGGAUCUGUGCGAGUCGCUGGACCCGCAUAGCGAUGGCGGGGGUAAGAAAGUGGUGGUCGGCGUCUGCGCCAUGGCCAAGAAGUCGCAGUCGAAGCCGAUGAAGGAGAUCCUCACGCGGCUCGACGAGUUCGAGUACAUCAAAAUGCUGGUCUUCCCAGAGGAGGUUAUCCUUAAGAAACCAGUAGAGGAGUGGCCCAUCUGCGAUUGUCUUAUAUCCUUUCAUUCAAAGGGCUUCCCGUUGGACAAGGCCAUUCAAUAUGAGAAAUUACGGAAGCCCUAUGUUAUAAACAAUCUUCAUAUGCAGUAUGACAUUCAGGAUCGUAGAAAAGUAUACGCAAUAUUGGAGGGUGAGGGUAUAGAGAUACCCAGGUACGCUGUAUUAGACAGAGAUUCCCCGGAUCCUAAACAUCACGAGCUGGUGGAGUCAGAAGACCACGUUGAAGUUAACGGCGUAGUGUUCAACAAGCCGUUCGUGGAGAAGCCGGUUUCGGCUGAAGAUCAUAAUAUUUACAUUUAUUACCCCACGUCCGCCGGUGGCGGCAGCCAACGACUCUUUCGGAAGAUUGGAAGUCGAAGUAGUAUAUAUUCACCAGAAUCGAGAGUCAGGAAAACAGGGUCGUUUAUCUAUGAAGACUUUAUGCCAACUGAUGGUACGGACGUAAAAGUAUACACAGUGGGUCCUGACUACGCACACGCAGAAGCGCGCAAGUCGCCGGCUUUAGACGGCAAGGUCGAAAGGGAUUCGGAAGGCAAGGAGAUCAGGUAUCCUGUCAUCUUGUCUAACCAGGAGAAGCUGAUCUCCAGGAAAGUUUGUCUUGCCUUCAAACAAACUGUUUGUGGCUUUGAUUUACUUAGAGCAAACGGCAAGUCCUUCGUGUGUGAUGUAAACGGAUUUUCAUUUGUGAAGAACUCGAAUAAGUACUACGAUGAUUGUGCCAAGAUCUUGGGGAAUAUGAUCCUGCGGGAGCUAGCGCCGACGUUGCACAUUCCAUGGUCGGUGCCCUUCCAGCUGGACGACCCGCCCAUUGUACCCACGACCUUCGGGAAGAUGAUGGAACUACGCUGCGUGGUUGCUGUCAUCAGACAUGGGGAUAGGACUCCUAAACAGAAGAUGAAGGUCGAAGUUCGACAUCAGAGAUUCUUCGAAAUAUUUGAGAAAUACGAUGGUUUUAAGCGUGGUCAUGUGAAGUUAAAAAAGCCGAAACAACUGCAAGAGAUCCUGGACAUCGCUCGCGCGUUACUGUCAGACAUACAGACAAGACACGCCGAUCCUGAAAUUGAGGAGAAGCAAGGGAAACUAGAACAACUCAAGAGUGUUCUGGAAAUGUACGGUCACUUCUCAGGCAUCAACCGCAAGGUGCAGAUGAAGUACCAGCCACGCGGGCGGCCGCGCGGGUCCAGCUCGGACGACGGUAACCCGCCGCCGCAUCACGGCGGUGGCGGCGAGCCGUCGUUGGUGCUGAUACUGAAGUGGGGCGGCGAGCUCACGCCGGCGGGACGGAUACAGGCCGAGGAGCUCGGACGGAUGUUCCGCUGUAUGUACCCGGGGGGACAGGGACGACAUAUACCCGGUGAAGGUGGUACCCAAGGCCUUGGUUUACUCCGCCUACAUUCCACCUUCCGCCACGACCUGAAGAUAUACGCGUCAGACGAGGGUCGCGUGCAGAUGACGGCAGCUGCCUUUGCUAAAGGAUUGCUGGCGUUAGAAGGAGAACUGACUCCAAUACUAGUACAAAUGGUCAAGUCUGCUAACACAAAUGGACUACUCGAUAACGACUGUGAUUCUUCUAAAGUUCAAAAUAUGGCAAAAGCUCGUUUACACGAAGCAAUGCAGGUGGAUCGCGAGUUCACCGAGGAGGACCGAUGUCGCAUCAACCCGUGCGAGUCGGUGAGCAUCAGUGCCGCCAUGGAGUUCGUCAAGAACCCCGUGCGGUGCUGCGCACACGUGCACACGCUCAUACAACACCUCGUGCAUAUUGUGCUCACUAAGAAGGACGACCCGAAGACUAAAGAUACAAUAUUAUACCACGGCGAGACAUGGGAACUAAUGGGUCGGCGAUGGGGUAAAAUAGAGAAGGACUUUUGUACAAAGAACAAAACGUAUGACAUAUCGAAGAUACCGGAUAUCUACGACUGCAUAAAAUAUGAUCUGCAACACAACCAACAUACGUUGCAGUUUGACUUGGCGGAAGAACUUUACAUCUAUGCCAAGUACUUGGCUGAUAUUGUGAUACCUCAGGAAUACGGUCUCACGAUGCAAGAAAAGCUAACGAUAGGACAAGGCAUUUGCACGCCGCUUCUGAAGAAGAUCAGAGCUGACCUGCAGCGGAACAUCGAGGAGUCGGGGGAGGAGACAGUCAAUAGGUUAAAUCCCAGAUACAGUCACGGCGUGUCGUCCCCGGGCCGCCACGUGCGCACGCGCCUGUACUUCACCAGCGAGAGUCACGUACACUCGCUGCUCACUGUAUUGCGCUUCGGGGGAUUACUUGACGUAAUAAAAGACGAGCAAUGGCGUCGUGCGAUGGAGUACGUGUCGACUGUGUCGGAGCUGAAUUACAUGUCGCAGAUUGUGGUCAUGUUGUACGAGGAUCCCACCAAGGAUCCCUAUUCGGAGGAGAGGUUCCACGUAGAGCUCCACUUCAGUCCGGGCGUGAACUGCUGUGUACAGAAGAACUUACCGCCUGGACCUGGCUUCAGGCCACAUAGUCGGAAUCACUCCACUACCAACAACUCGAGUUCGUCUGACGAGGUGAAGUGUAUCGAGGAGGAAGGUGAGGAUGACAACAUGGCUAGUCAGGAGACACUGCAACCGGAUGCCGAAGAACUAGACAACACAUUCUCGCCGAAGAAAUUGUCUAAGUCAAAGAUCAGGCCUUCUGAUCCUAUACCGAUUUGCAACCUGCACUAUACAGUGAGCGGGCACGAGGCGUCCACGUUGGCGGCGCGACUCAAUGCGGAACUGCGGGCGCGCUCGCACGCUGACACGCCCGCACACGGUGAUACACAGGGUGAUGAAAAGGAACCUAAAGACGUGGAAGAAGCGCCGCCCCGAGCUCGUUCCUACGACCAACAUAAACAGAGCCACGACAACGGUAAGUAUGCGAGCAGACGCGGACCAACGCAUGGCUGCACUAAUAACGACCCACUAAUACCGACGCCUGUAUUCUUAGUUGUACAGAACUUACUCUACUAUACUAUAAAAUUAUUAGAACGAAAUUGUUCUUUUACUAGCAUUUUAUGA
Spodoptera littoralis (African cotton leafworm) is the source of this 3354-nucleotide messenger RNA. The record is from the annotation of a GenBank genome assembly. NCBI's taxonomy places the organism in Eukaryota, Metazoa, Arthropoda, Insecta, Lepidoptera, Noctuidae.